Messenger RNA from Colletotrichum scovillei, 1638 nucleotides. Its product is annotated as FAD dependent oxidoreductase. Gene Ontology annotation, biological process: secondary metabolic process. The record is from RefSeq and is a predicted model, not a curated record. The transcript is spliced from 2 exons. NCBI's taxonomy places the organism in Eukaryota, Fungi, Ascomycota, Sordariomycetes, Glomerellales, Glomerellaceae. Gene Ontology annotation, cellular component: cytoplasm; cytosol. Gene Ontology annotation, molecular function: carboxy-lyase activity; hydrolase activity. Bases 91 to 1209 code for a protein of 372 amino acids.
AUCAAGCUUACUGAUGUGCUUUGAUCUCGCAUUGGUGGUACUUACCAACUUCGCCCAAGGCGGAAACGUUAAGUUCAACUCAUAGCUAGCAUGUCACUUUUCUACUUCAUCAUCAUCAGCCAAUUGCUGAGUUUCACACUCGGAGGCACUCAAAUGGUAUCCUCGAAACCAAAGAUAGAUGUGCAUGCGCACUACGUCCCAGACUUUUACGCGCAAGCGCUCAGAGACGCUGGGCAUUUACCUGGGCCCGAUGGCAUGCCCGGGAUCCCCGAAUGGACGCCCGAGGCACAUCUUAACUUCAUGGAAGCGCAAAACAUUGAGAAAUCAUACUUGUCCAUCUCCAGCCCGGGGGUAUACCUUUCCGUACCAUCAAAACCCGCGACAGAGAAAGCCAUCAAACUCGCACGACAGGUCAACGAGUAUGCUUCAGACGUAAAAGCCAAGUAUCCCGAAAAGUUUGGCUUUUUUGCAUCCCUUCCCCUCCCAGAUGUGAGCGCGUCCGUGGAAGAAAUCAAAAACUGCUUCACCCAACUCGACCCGAAACCUGACGGCAUCGUGCUUAUGUCCAACUUUUACGGGAUGUACCUCGGCGACCCGGAUCUCGACCCAGUCUACAAGGCACUGAACGAGGUGAACGCCACAAUCUUCGAGCACCCUACCGCGCCUUGCACUGAGCAUAACCAUUUGAGAUUCUCAAUCGACGGAGAAGACCCCGGUAUCACACCGCCGGAAUGGCUUUCCCUGAACAGGCCGGUGGCAGGCCGGCAAGGACGAGCGCCGACCAUCGACUUCCCAUUCGACACGGCUCGCACAUUUGCAGACUUAUUCUACUCCAAGAUCCCGACGCGGUUCCCUCGCAUCAAGUGGAUUAUGCCUCAUGCCGGCGGCGGUCUCGUUCCAACUCUCGAUAGGAUCGUCAGUUAUAGCACGCCGGACGUCAAUCUCACGGAGUCAUUCAUGAAAGCUACACUAGCGAAAAACUUUUACUUUGAUCUUGCUGGACCUUGGCCGGUUACCUGGGCGAUUCCUUCUCUGCUCCGGUGGGUGAGCUAUGAGAAGCUGUUGUGGGGAACGGAUACGCCUUUCACACCUUGGGCCAUGGCUGAGGCUGGGAGGAUCAAGUUUGAUCAAGACGUUGAGGAGGCUUUCAACGACACCAGCAAGGUCGAAGCUGUGAGGAGGGGCAAUGCUGCGAAACUAUUCGGAUGAUGCACUGACCGUCUGGUGUCAUCAAUUCAUGGGCCUAAAGUCAGGUUAUUUCUAUCAGAAGCCUUGGUGAUGAUAGAGUGAGAUUCAUUUAGUGUAAAUGGCAUUACUGAUACAGAAGGCUUUUAGCUACGCCCUCAUCUAUUAUUAGUAUACCUUUGAUAGAAAGCCUAGUCAUAGGAGUUCCUAGCAAGCGUCCCAUCAGCAGUCCUUCUUUUAUGUUACUUCGCAUGGUCUGCUAGCAACAUACAUGGAGUGACCAUCAUAUCAGUGCCGAUGGAUGAAGAACUCGGUGCAACGGAAGUCGUUGGUUGUAGUUAUCUUAUCCGGACAAAGAGUUGAGACCCCGAGGCUCGACAUGCCCAACAAGGCAUUUCUUGCCGGACUGGUGGUGUGGGUCUCCACAUCGCCGACCAAUAAGUCAAACCCCCC